CUCCUCGUCGUCUUGUCGCUCGCAGCAUUAGGCACGAACAGCAGGGGCUGAAGUUUUCUCCCGUGGCUUUCUUUCCGCUGUAUCUGCUGCAUCGCCCUUCGCUCUCGCUCUCGCUCUCGCUCUCGCUCAGAUUCUGGGCUGGCUAAGGAUGGAGCCGAGCCCGUCUAGUGGGAGCGACAGGAAGAGGCGCGUCGAUCAGACGACGAAUGAUGGUGGUCAUAUCGACAGCGUAUAUAGAUUUACAAUACUGUUGCCGAAUGGGACUACUGUGGGCAUCACAAUAAGGGACCCCAGCUCCUUCAUGCCCCUUGAAGACUUCAUACUCAUGAUCAAAGAAAGGUACGUUCGAGCCAAAGCACAGGAUCCGUUGCUCAAGUUGAGACGUCCCAUCGCAUGGGAGAGCGAUGGGUCGUAUAUAGAAGAUGCCAAUGGACAUAAAAUCAAAAGCAGAAUCAUUUUCGCCCACUUUAAGCCACACAAACGCCACAUCUUGCAUCUUCACGAUGGGUCUGCCAACACAACUGAUACUUUUGAGAAUAUGUGGGAUUUGACGCCCGAUACAGACUUGUUGAAGGAGCUACCUGAAGAAUAUACUUUUGAAACUGCUCUUGCAGAUUUAAUAGAUAAUUCCUUGCAAGCUGUGUGGGCUAAUCCUCCGAAAACUAAAAGAUUGAUUAGCUUGGAUAUAUCUGAUGAAAAGAUCUCAAUCUUUGACACUGGCCCUGGAAUGGAUGACAGUGAUGAGAACUCUAUAACAAAGUGGGGAAAGAUGGGUGCCUCACUUCACAGAAAGUUUAAAGCUGAGGCAGUAGGUGGGAAACCUCCAUAUCUAAUGCCUUUCUUUGGCUUGUUUGGAUAUGGAGGACCAAUUGCCUCUAUGCAUUUGGGAAGGCAUGCCGUAGUUUCUUCCAAGACUAUGAAAUCCAAGAGAGUAUACAUGUUACAUCUGAAGAGAGAAGCUCUAUUGAGCAGAUCUGGUUCUCAACACUCUUGGAAAACUGAUGGUGGCGUAAGGGUUCCUUUAGAAAAUGAAAGUGCCAGAGCACCUCAAGGAAGCUUCAUGAAGGUUGAGAUUUUCAAGCCUAGAAUGAAAAAGGUGAAUCUAUAUCAACUCCAGUGCAAGCUGAAGGACAUCUAUUUCCCAUAUGUUCAGUGUGAUGGUUUGUCUAAUUUGAGGAGGACAACCAGACCGGUCCAUUUCGAGGUUAAUGGUAUUGAUUUAGCUGAAAUUGAAGGCGGGGAGGUUGCAAUCACCAACUUGCAUUCAUGCAAUGGUCCUGAUUUUAUAAUUCAAGUUCAUUUUUCGAUCACACCGGACACUGAUGCUAAUAGAAUACUUGGUUCCACAUCAAUUCAUGAGGCUAAUGCUCGCCUGAGGUGUGUCUACUAUCCUGUUGUUCAGGGGAAGGAAAACAUCGAGAGAAUCUUAGAGAAGUUAGAAGCUGAUGGAUGCAAAGUUGAUGAAACCUAUGAAUCUUUCAGUCGCGUGUCAAUCCGACGUCUUGGCCGACUGCUUCCAGAUGCUCGCUGGGGUUUGCUUCCAUUCAUGGAAGAGAGACAUAAGAAAGGAGAUAAAGCUCACUUAUUCAGGAGAUCUUUCUUUAGAGUUAAAUGCUUUAUUGAGACUGAUGCUGGAUUCUCUCCAACAACUUCUAAGACAGAUUUGGCCCAGCACAGCCCAUUUACCAGUGCUCUUAAAAAAAUUGGCAGGCCUCUUGAUGGAGUUAAAGAAAUAAAAUUUAAAAUCUGUAGAGAAGAGAAGUUGUUGACUCCUUUACAAUUGGAAAAGGAAUAUUGUGAUUGGAUUAUCCAAAUGCAUGAACGUUAUGAUGAAGAGGUUGACAGCGGCGAAGACCAAGCUGUUUUCAUAAUCAACCCUGGAAACAAGAAGGCACUUGGUGUAUCAUCUGACGUUGUGAGAGUGCACCGUCGGAUGAAAAGGAAGGGAGUAUCUUGGAGACGUGGCCAGAAAAUCAAAAUUCUGAAAGGAGCAUGUGCCGGAGUGCACAACAACAAUGUUUAUGCUACUCUGGAAUAUUUUUUGCUUGAAGGACUUCAAGGAGACGGUGGUGGGGAAGCACGAAUCAUGUGCAGGCCGCUAGGGGUGCCUGAUGAGAAAGGCUGCAUCCUCAAUAAGCAUGAUGGAAAUGUUUGCUUGGAGGUUCAGAGUUCUGUAUCUAUACCUAUUGGAGUCAUUGACUCUGGAAAGUUAGUAGCUGUUGGGAAAUCCGAGUGGGAGUGCCAGUUGGAGAAGCACCGCUUGAAAGCACCAUCUUCGAUUGACUUGCUAGAUGCCAACCAAUGUGAAGAGUUAGGAGUUCAUGGGGCAGUACCAGUUCAUGCACCCAUUCCUGCUGGACAAGACCCUCCAAAGGAAAUUGUAGCAGUUGUACGGCCAGCAAAUUUCAGUUACUCCACUGCCCCAAAGAACUUGGAUCAGAAGUACAUUGUCAAAAAUAAAAUGGAAAUGUCUAUGGAAGUCAAAUUCAGUGGCGAUUCUGACAAUGGUCAAGAAAGUCAUCUCUAUUCAUCUCGCGUGACACCGUCUAGUCAUAGAGGAUUUCAUGGUCUAUACAUCUUUUCCUUGCAGCACAAGUCACAUGACCUAUUUCAGAAAUCCGGUGUAUAUAGAUUUUUGUUCCAUACGGAUGAGACAAGCUGUAAGAACUGUGAAAAAGAGGUAACAGUUCAUGCAUCUGCUGAGGUUGGAAGGUGGCAACUUUUGGGAUAUGAUCAGAAUAAGCAUCUUAAAGUCAGGGUUGGAUCAUGCUUUACACCUUUAGAUGUUGCAUGUUAUGACAGAUAUGAGAACCUCAUCCCAUUUCCAUCAACUCCAAAAGUCAAUUUGCAAUUCAAGAUGCGCAAAGGCACGUUGAUUUGUGUAAAGAAAAUGAAGGCAUGCCGUUUGGCCGAUAAAAAGACUCUAAGAAUUAAGGAUUUACUAAUAGAAAGUGGGGAUUUAGACAUUAUCCGGCCAAGCUAUGAGGGCACAAUGCUUCUAUGUCCACCAGAUGAAUCUUUGUCAAUUUCUGUACCAUGUCAAGUUAUUCCUGGACACAUGCGGCGAGUUUUGGCACAUCCAUCUAUGCAAAGUAUUCAAAUGCUUCCUGGGUGCAUAGUACAAGAACUCAAAUUGGAGAUGUUUGAUGCAUAUGGAAAUCAUGCAUUGAAGGGAUCUGAAGUUCUUUUGAAGGUUGAGGGAUUUUCCAUUGAAGAUCAGAUGGGUAAAAAGCACAAGGUGGAUCAUGAUGGAUUUGUUCAUCUUGGUGGCAUGUUGAAAGUUACUGCAGGUUACGGUCAAGAUGCAUCACUGUCUGUUAUAGCCGGUGGUGAAGAAAUAUUCAAGGAAGAGUUCCAAACAGAAAAAAGGGAGCUCAGAGUUGCAGAACCAGUGCCUCAGCUUUGUGCAGCUGGUUCCCAACUAGAAAAUUUUGUCUUCGAAAUUGUGGAUUCAGAGGGUAAUCUCGAUGAGAAUAUCCACAACGAUGAAGGAAAUGGCCAUUUUCAUACACUUUCCAUCAAACUGGACUCGUCCGUUACAAAAUCGACCACUUUAUAUGCUUUUCGAAAGGGGAGAUGCACUAUUCCUUCUCUUACUGUCCCUCAAGAUGCUGGGUGCUUUAGCUUUUCUGCUGUUCAUUCUCGUCACCAAGAGUUAUCUUUAAGCAUCAAGAUUGGCGUUCAGCCUUCUUCAGAUUUGCAGCCUGAGAUUCAAACUGUAUGUCGAAAUAGGGAUGCAAUGAUGCUUCAGGACACAUCAACCCCUAUUGAUGUACAGAAUGUACUUUCCAUCAUCAAGAAUGAGAAGGUUCUUGAGGAUGACAUUCUUGAAACUGGUUCGCGAAUUGGACAUCGGGAAAAGGUACUGAAGUUGCUGCAUGACCGGAAGGUUGAAAUAGAGCAAUCCUUGAUGGAGUUGGGAGUUUAUGCAGAGCCUUCCCCCUUGAACUGCUUUUUCACCAAAGAGGAAAUGAUGGACAUGAUAGAAAACAGAGAUGGCUCGGCGGCUUCUGUUCUCUGUGAACUUAUCAGAAAUUUUCCUUCAGAAGGACCGCAUAGAAGAUCUAGAGAUGGCAUCAUUGGUGUGGUUGCACUUCUUGGAACAAUUUGCAAUAUUGAGCUUAGCAGGAUCUUAGCCAAGUAUCUGGGUGAAGAUCAAAUGCUUGGGAUUGUGUGCACAAACUUUGAGACCGCAUUUAGUCUCGAGAAGUAUGACGAAAACGGAGAAGUUGAUCUCCAAAAUGCUGUUUAUGCAAAAGCAGCUGAACUUGGCAAGUCUAUUAGUCGUGAAUUCCGUGUCAUAUGUCUUGAGGAAAUAAGCCCAUAUAGAGGAGAGUUUGAAGGCUGUGAUCCUCAGAGGAAACUGGCUUUGCCUCAUCCUACCUUGCCCAAUGGAGAAAUUCCUCCGGGCUUCAUGGGAUACGCAGUUAACAUGGUCGACAUAGCCGUCGAUCAUUUGAUUACAAGAACAACCAAAGGCCUUGGUCUUCGAGAAACACUGUUUUAUCGGUUUUUUGGCAAGUUACAGGUUUAUGACACCAGAGAACACAUGAAGCAGGCUCGUGUCUGCAUAGAUCACGGUGCUGUAUCGCUGGACGGUGGGAUAAUACGAGAGGAUGGAUUGAUUUCUCUUGGCUUCUGGAAGCCAGACAUAUUCUUUCCUGUUGUCAUGUCAGAAAUUCAGAUCAAUGCUUCGCCAGAGAGUUCUCAACUCAAGAUGCAGAUUGAAGAGGCUAUGUCAGAGUUAAGAGUGACCGUCCACAAGAUACGUAAGAUUACAAGAGCUUGUGAGGAAGAUAAGCGGCAAUUUUAUGGGAAGACUAAGGAAUUUCAUAAGUUAAUGGACACGGCACAGGCUUUCAUGAAAAAUCACUGUCCGAAGUUGGAAUCCUGCCCGAAAGAAUUUGUCUCCCCUACCAUGCCCUUGUGAAUUAUUUUUAGUUUUAUAUUUUUGGGCUUGGAAAGAUGGGAUUAUUGUCUAUGCCAAGUAAAUGAAAGAUAACCAGAGUACUUCUGUGCAGCUACCAAUUUUAUGGAAUUGAAACUGUGGAGAAACGCAGAGAAAUGUGCUUCUUGGAAAAUGCACGUCCUAUAACCCCUAACCAUGGCUAAGGAUAUCUGCUAGUACUGUUUUUCGAGCAGCCUCGCCAUCACAGCUCGCACCGCAAGUCAAACAUCUUUGUCCUCUUUGAUGGAUUGACAAUCCGGAAUCAUAAGUCAUUUGGCAUCGCUUCAUCUAUCGCCCCAAAUUAUGAGUUUCCGAAUCAAUGCUAAUGAGAAUGCGUGUUAUUUGCAGAUGUUUUCCAUGAUCUCGGAUAGAAUGUCGAUUAUAUUGACUGCAGUACUCUCUGCACUUGUGGAACACACUUGAUAGAAGCCAGUACAGAAACCAUGGUCUGAUGUACUUGUCCUUCAUCAAGUCCUGCUGAAUGCCCAAAGUUUUAUAUGCCUGUUUUGGGCGGUUUAUAUUUAAAAUUCUCAAUUAGAAUGGGUUCUUCUUUUAA
Syzygium oleosum is the source of this 5504-nucleotide messenger RNA. Its product is annotated as structural maintenance of chromosomes flexible hinge domain-containing protein GMI1. The record is from RefSeq and is a predicted model, not a curated record. Lineage: Eukaryota; Viridiplantae; Streptophyta; Magnoliopsida; Myrtales; Myrtaceae. The coding region runs from base 149 to 4930 and encodes 1593 amino acids. The transcript has 38 exons.